CGCCACAGCCGUUGGCAGCGUACACACAUCGUAUGGGACUACUGUACUGCGAUCAUCGGCUGCAUGCAAACGGCCACGCUGCUGUUGCCGGACAUCCGGCUGACGCCAGAACCGGUAGCCACGCCGGAGAAGUUCCGGUCCGGACAUUGUCACUUGGAACUCACCCCCGUCUGGCAGUACGUGGUCAAGAAGAACCGGUUUCCGUCGCACGUCGACCGGCAAGAAGUGUUCACCGAGCUGGCCGUCAGACUCCAACAUCCGGAAUGGCAGGUUAGACUACACGGUUGCCGGGUGCUAGCCUACAUCGUGCCUGCGGUGGGUCCACAGUUGGACGCGUUGAUGUCGCCUACGGUGCUGCCGAUGGUCAUCACUAACCUGGCGCACUUUUCGCCAGCCCUCAGGAGCAGCUCCAUGGAUGCCUUACUGGUGUACGUGCAACACUCUUCAGACCCGGAAUUCGUGCUAAAAUCAAUGAUCGUCCAGGGUUUGGACGUGCCCGGCGCCAAGUCAAGUCUUACCGUAAACGUGAUGGAGUGUGUCCCGGUGGUGCUGCAGCAGAUAGUCAAAAGGAACGGCGAUCGACCGAUCGCCAUCCCCACCUUCGUGCAUUUGGUGACCGCUUUGUCAAAUAAAAUGGUACAAGCGACAUUUCAACAAGCCGCCGUCUACUGUCUAGACAGGGUGAAAGAUAUAGUUGGACGAAACAAAUUCGAUCAUUAUCUGGAAACGUUUCAUCCUGUGAUAAAAAAGGACUUUGAGGUGCUUUGCGAAGUGUACCGGAUAUCCUCGUCGUCCGGACAGGAUUCUUCGGUGUCGUCGUACGAGGAAGAGGAAGAAGAAGACAACGACGAGGUAGAGAUGCCGAAAACCCCAAGGAGAGUGACUUUUGGCGGCGAACGCAUCAAGAUCCGCAGUCCUGAUGAAAUCGACAUAUUAAUCAAGCCCACCGGCAUCCCGGUACCGCUUCGGCCGGCUCUUAGCAUGCCCAAACAUCCCAGGGGAGAGGACAGGAUACAAUCCAAACCAACGCAGCCGCUCGUACCGCCGUCCGUACAGACCACACGAAACGUCCGACAUUUUAGUAAUUUUCUCAAUCACGACCGACAAGUCGACCAAGUCAGACCGUAUACGCUUCCGCCUCUGAGACAGUCAAAUUUUAAACAAUUCUCAAGUUCUCGGAUAGGACCGUUGUUAGGGACGCCGCCCAAAGGAAAUUUGAACGAUAGAAUAUUGUUUUAUAAAGGAUAUUUUUCCCCGCACGCGAUUCUCUCUGUCGGAAGAACCUGUGAUUCGUUCGAUAAAAAGUAUGAAAAUCUAAACGAGAUGAAAAUGGACACAACGCCCAAAAACCUCGAAUCCCCAGCCAAAUUGACCAGGCCCACGUUCUGCAUGACUGUAGUGCCGGAGAGUAGAAUAGAAAAACCUUCGGUGGAAACGGCCGCUGUUCCUGCAAAAGAAAAUCAAAAUAAAACUCACAAUCAGACGACGUUGAUCGCAGAUGAUCUAUCCACGGCUAAUCCGGAUCACCACGUGGACAUUGUCACUGUCAUGCCGGUCUACAGGCGACAGGUGGUCGACCCGGAUGACCGUCUUAGAGGAUUUCUGAACGAGACCAAAUCUUUGUCACAGACUACCGUGGCCGCGAAACCGGCUCCCAACGUCCAAUUAUACACCACCACCGUAGAUAAUAUAAGACCCCAAAAUUGCAACGAUAAACCCGUGGCCGAAGUCAAGCCGACGAAGACUAUGAAGACAUUAGCGGUAAGGAGAAAAUCUGCUGUGAAAUUGCCAAACAAAAUUGACAGAAGACCAAAUAGCGAGCCGGGGCCCAACUUUACCCCGUUCGACGACCCUCACAAGGCUCUCCAGUUGAUUAUUCCUCAAAUCAACAGCACCGAAUGGGAAGCUGCCGUUACCGGUUUACAGAACAUUUCCCGGUUGGCCAUUUUCCACGGUAAGGAGUUACGACCGAGCGCUUUGCAGCCAUACGGUCGCAUAAUUGCCAAACACAUACGGUGUCUUCGGUCACAAGUGGCUCGAGCCGCCUGUACGGCUACAGAGAAAAUGUUUACCCAUGUGCCCAAGUCGGUGGAGCCAGAUAUCGAAGAAAUAGCGUCGGCUCUAUUUCCUCGAACUGCCGAUACAAACAAAUUCUUGAGAACGCAGAGUUUGGAUGCACUCAACGCAAUGGUAGACAACGUAAACCCAUGUAAAUGUGUAUUGGUAAUAACGACUAGAGGCGUUAAGCAUGGAAACCGCUUGGUUCGUGCCGAAGCGUGCAACCUCUUGGCCAAAAUAGUCGAUAAGCUUGGUGUAAACGGAACUCUCCAUUUACCGACGGAAGCACGCGACGCUGUGAUAACCGCUGCUACUAGUUUAGUGAUUGACAAUACGCCCACUUCUCGGCAAGCAGCUCAACAUAUACUAGCCAAGUUGAGUGAAGAUCCGAGAGGUGCUGCGCUCAUAUCGUCAGCUGCAUCGCCAAACGUUAAAGCGACGUUAAAUAAAUCUUUGUCGAGGAUAUUUCUCAAAUGAAAUAUUAUACCUUUGAUCAAUGCAUUUAUUUGAAUACUACAAAAUCGAA
Adelges cooleyi (spruce gall adelgid) is the source of this 2584-nucleotide messenger RNA. RefSeq lists its product as uncharacterized. Lineage: Eukaryota; Metazoa; Arthropoda; Insecta; Hemiptera; Adelgidae. The record is from RefSeq and is a predicted model, not a curated record. Gene Ontology annotation, biological process: microtubule cytoskeleton organization. The coding region runs from base 64 to 2535 and encodes 823 amino acids. Gene Ontology annotation, molecular function: microtubule binding. Gene Ontology annotation, cellular component: cilium; cytoplasmic microtubule. The transcript has 14 exons.